Messenger RNA from Metarhizium acridum CQMa 102, 1512 nucleotides. Its product is annotated as homoserine O-acetyltransferase. Gene Ontology annotation, biological process: L-homoserine metabolic process. Gene Ontology annotation, molecular function: homoserine O-acetyltransferase activity; L-serine O-acetyltransferase activity. The record is from RefSeq and is a predicted model, not a curated record. Gene Ontology annotation, cellular component: mitochondrion. Lineage: Eukaryota; Fungi; Ascomycota; Sordariomycetes; Hypocreales; Clavicipitaceae.
AUGGCAUCCCGGUCCGUGGUAAACAACACCCGGCACAUCUACAAAGCCCUCACACGGCCGACAUCCGCCCGGCUCAUCGGCCUUGCCAGAAUCCAAAAUGCAGCCUUGUCCUCCUCUCCGCGGGCCAAAUCGGGCGCGGCCUCAAACCCGGCCAUGGCAUUCCCCUGCCUAGACGCCUUGGAAACCAGAUCCGCCACCUUGCAAGCGAGUCGGUCCUCGUCCGGCCCAGAGCCCAGCUACACAUCUGGCCCAACGGAGACGUUCCAUUGCAAAGAUCCGCUGCUUCUCGACUGGGGCGGCAUCCUGCCCGAGUUUACCAUUGCGUACGAGUCGUGGGGUGCCGUCAACGCGGACAAAUCAAACGUCAUCCUGCUUCACACGGGGCUGUCGGCGUCGUCGCACGCCCAUUCCACCGAGGCGAACCCCCAGCCCGGCUGGUGGGAGAAGUUCAUCGGGCCCGGCGCGCCGCUAGACACGGACAAGUACCACGUCAUUUGCACAAACGUCAUCGGCGGGUGCCACGGCUCUACGGGGCCCAGCAGCAUCGACCCAGGCAACGGCGAGCGGUACGCGACGAGGUUCCCGAUCCUCACCAUGCAGGACAUGGUGCGCGCGCAGUUCCGGCUCCUGGACCACCUGGGCGUGGACAGGCUCUACGCGAGCGUGGGCUCGUCCAUGGGCGGCAUGCAGUCGCUCGCGGCGGGCGUGCUGUUCCCCUCGCGCGUCGGCCGCAUCGUCAGCAUCUCGGGCUGCGCGCGCUGCCACCCCUACAGCAUCGCCAUGCGCCACACCCAGCGGCAGGUGCUCAUGAUGGACCCCAACUGGAACCGCGGCUUCUACUACGACGCCGUGCCCCCGCACGCGGGCAUGAAGCUGGCCCGCGAGAUCGCCACCGUCACCUACCGCUCCGGCCCGGAGUGGGAGCAGCGCUUCGGCCGCCGCCGCGCCGACAACUCCAAGCCGCCCGCCCUGUGCCCCGACUUCCUCAUCGAGACGUACCUCGACCACGCCGGCGAGAAGUGGUGCCUCGACUACGACCCCAACUCGCUGCUCUACGUCAGCAAGGCCAUGGACCUGUUUGACCUCGGCCGCGAGAACCAGCUGGCCGCCCGGUCCCGGCGCCAGAGCCACCGGGACGGCAUCCGCGCCGGCACCCACGCCACCGGCGACGCCUCGUGCUCCCUGACCCUGCCGCCCCGGCCGUACGAGGAGCAGCCCUCCAGCCAGGUCGACGUCUCGGAACCCCUGGAGGCCGCCUCGUCGACGCCCCCGGAGGACCUGGUCCUGGGGCUGGCUGCCCUGAGGGACACGCCGACACUGGUCCUUGGCGUGGCGAGCGACAUCUUGUUCCCGGCGUGGCAGCAGCGUGAGGUUGCGCAGAGCCUGCGCCUAGCUGGGAACAGGCGCGUCACGCACGUCGAGUUGAGUGAGGAGAUGAGUCUCUUCGGACACGACACCUUUUUGUUGGAUUUGAAGCACGUGGGUGGCAAUGUCAGGAUGUUUCUGAAUUAG